Meloidogyne enterolobii is the source of this 814-nucleotide messenger RNA. The record is from the annotation of a GenBank genome assembly. Lineage: Eukaryota; Metazoa; Nematoda; Chromadorea; Rhabditida; Meloidogynidae.
UUGGACUUUAAAACAGUUAAGAUUUAUUCAGAGCAUAAAUUAUAAAAAUAUUUUAAUAAUGGCUGGCGUUGUUACAAUGAUUAACAAAUUGCUUGAUUGGAUUCGUUCCUUGUUUUGGAAAGAAGAAAUGGAGUUGACUCUUGUUGGUUUACAAGGUUCGGGAAAAACAACUUUUGUUAAUGUUAUUGCGAGUGGGCAAUUUACUGAGGAUAUGAUUCCAACUGUUGGUUUCAAUAUGCGGAAAAUAACGAAAGGGAAUGUUACUAUAAAGCUUUGGGAUAUUGGAGGUCAACCACGUUUUCGGUCAAUGUGGGAACGUUAUUGCCGUGGUGUAAAUGCUAUUGUUUUUAUGGUCGAUGCGGCAGAUCAGGGCAAAUUGGAAGCGGCAAAAAGUGAAUUAAUUCAACUUUUGGAUAAACCCCAAUUGGAGGCGAUCCCCGUUUUGGUUCUUGGGAAUAAAAAGGAUUUGCCUGAUGCUUUAGAUGAGGGACAGUUAAUUGAACAGAUGAAUCUUUCUACUAUUCAAAACCGCGAAAUUUGUUGCUAUUCGAUCUCUUGCAAGGAAAAGUCUAAUAUUGAUAUAACCUUGCAAUGGCUAAUUCAACAUUCAAAAACUGCUCGUUAAUUUCUAGUAAGUAUUCAUUUUCUCUAAUUUCUUUAAAAAUCUAUGCUUAAAAUUUUUUCAAAAUUUACUUUUGAGUUGUCUACUUUUGGUUUGCUGACUGGCUAUAUUUUUUGACUUUAACUUUUUAUGAAUUUGAGAGAAGUUAAAAAAACAAAUAUAAAAAUAACCACCAAUCUCAGUUAGCUUUCU